Molecule: messenger RNA, 495 nt
Organism: Penicillium robsamsonii
Lineage: Eukaryota; Fungi; Ascomycota; Eurotiomycetes; Eurotiales; Aspergillaceae
Exons: 1
Coding region: 1-495 (164 amino acids)
Source: RefSeq, a predicted model, not a curated record
AUGUUUAUCAAGUCUCUCCUUGCCCUUUCCGCCAUGGCGACCACUGCCUUCGCCGGCGAGAACAACAUUAAGUUCCUCUACUCAAGCUCGAACUUUAACGGCAUCCAAGACUCCGGUAGCGGCCACAUCAGCGGCUUCACCCUCUUCGACAACGACAACAAUAUCCUCUUUGAAAGCCCAAGCCCUCUUAACUACUCUCCCUGUGUGAGAGACACCAACCACCUCGAGAUAACUUCGGACUGCUGGGAGGGGAGUUACGACUUCAGUUGCGGGUCCUCCUUUAGCGGCAUGCCCGGAGCAUGCAGCGUGUACGCCCCUGAUGGUUCAGAGACAAAGGGCAAGGCGGACAGUGACUUGAAAUUCAUCGGCAUUGCCUCCGGCCAGGACGGCACCUGUAGUGGCACCAUUACUACUCACAGUGAUGGUAAGUGCACGAAGGAUAGCCUUGUGAAGAUUGAACGACGCUACACCGGAAAGUAUUCUGGUCACAACUAA